Messenger RNA from Symbiodinium pilosum, 1155 nucleotides. The record is from the annotation of a GenBank genome assembly. Lineage: Eukaryota; Dinophyceae; Suessiales; Symbiodiniaceae.
AUGGCCUUUUCAGCGCUGCGCAGCCUUCGACCGCACCAGGCGCGAGCCAUGUUCACUGGCGGUAUGCCUCCUGGUGGACGCAUGCCCGGAUUCUGGGUCAGCGCGCCAAGCAUCAUCCCCGCCUUCAGAAAGGGCGAAGACAAAGUUCCCGUGGAGAUGUUUUCUAUUGAUUGCCGACCAUACAAGCCAGGAACUUGGGGUGAGAUGGAGCUGUUUGAUCGCAUGCAGUCGACCUAUGACCGGUAUGGCGUUGUGAGGCUGACCAACACAGGUCUGAAGGACCCAGAGGCAAUGCGAAGAUAUGCGCGUGCUGUCGUGAAAAAGCAGAUGGCCUAUGAAGGGGGUGCCAACCCCCGUGAGGGCAUCAUCCAGAACGUGUUUGAGGUGGGCGCCCCAAAUGAUGCGUGGCUCCACUACCACCACGAGAUGGCUUACAAUCAACACAGCAUGAAGAAUCUUGCAUUCUGCAGCAUCAAGGCGACGCAGGGCAAGGGCGACACCUACCUUUCUGAGAACCUGAGCGUCACUGACUCACUCAUGCAGACCGAGCUUGGAAGAAAGCUGCGCGACUUGGGAGUGUGCUACAUCCGCUGCCUGACCGACCGUGAAGCAUACGAGGGUCAGGGCUGGAUGGAAGGUGCAGCGGUCUACAACCACUGGCAGCUGUCCUUUGGGGCUAAGACACCUGAGGAAGCAGAAAAGAAAGCCCGUGAUUGUGGACUUGACGUAGAGUGGUGUCAAGACCCUCUGAAACCUGAGUCCCAGCGAUACAUGAAGACAAAGCUCGUGAUCUCCGCCUUCGAAUAUUGCCCAUCAGUUGACCGCAAUGUCCUGUAUAGCAGCAUCGCAGAUCACAAUGCCUGGUUUGAUACAUGGAAGGGCGUUCAUGAUGUGCAUCCUGACAAGCGCCCCCUGCAGAUGACCUUUGGCGAUGGGACUCCGUUCAGUGUAGAGGAGUUGCGGCAAUGGGUUAGCUUGUAUGACGAUGGCGGCAUUCGCGUGCAGUGGCAGCCGGGUGACAUCGUCGCGUUCUGCAACUACCGCUACGCCCAUGGCAGGCCGGCUUUCCACCUGCACCGCUGGGAGGAACGGCAGAUUGGAGUCGUCCUGGGGGAGAAGUUUGAACGCGUGGGCACAAUGGACAGCAAGUGGUGA